Messenger RNA from Lytechinus pictus (painted urchin), 3801 nucleotides. Its product is annotated as transmembrane protein 144-like. Bases 198 to 1277 code for a protein of 359 amino acids. The record is from RefSeq and is a predicted model, not a curated record. Gene Ontology annotation, biological process: carbohydrate transmembrane transport. The transcript is spliced from 9 exons. NCBI's taxonomy places the organism in Eukaryota, Metazoa, Echinodermata, Echinoidea, Temnopleuroida, Toxopneustidae. Gene Ontology annotation, cellular component: membrane. Gene Ontology annotation, molecular function: carbohydrate transmembrane transporter activity.
GACCUAAUCAUGUGACGUGAAAUCAGCUGUGACUGUCGUGUGUGUUGUGUGUGCAAGAACGCACGCAAAAACUUUCGACCAAUGACCAACAAGAAGACAACCAGCCCACACCAGGCCAGAAGAACUUUCUUUUAUAUGAAAGAGACAUUCAGAGUUGUCAAAGAUCUCACUCCAGCACAAACUGUGACAACAAUAAAAUGGGAACCGGGAUUAGCAGUAAUGCCGCGGGUUUCAUCGGGGCUGCAGUCGCGAUUGUGUGCUUUGGAAGCAACUUGGUGCCCGUAAAGCACGUAGAGACUGGAGACGGUGUGUUCUUUCAGUGGAUAAUGUGUUCAGGUGUUUGGUUUGUUGGCCUUAUGAUCAACUUAUUCCGCUCUAGUCCAACCUUCUAUCCUUUAUCUAUGCUUGGUGGUUUCCUCUGGGCGUCAGGAAACGUAAUGGUGGUGCCAAUUUUAAAGACCAUCGGACUAGGGCCAGGUUUACUGAUUUGGUCGUCAGCCAAUAUGAUAUCUGGAUGGGCCAGUGGACAAUUUGGAUGGUUCGGUUUGAAUAAAGAUGUGUUAACACGACCAACUCUGAAUUAUAUUGGAUUUGCUUUGGCUUUUAUGAGAUUAGUGAUAUUUGUGGGAGUCAAACCAGAUCCUGUUGGUCUAAAGCAAAAGACAAUGGGUUCAUCGACCCCUACCGAUCCAUCUAGUGAUAGCAAUCCUUUAAUUAAUACAGAUCAACAUGCAGUCAAUACCUCCCAUAAAGUGGAGAACCAGACAAUAUCUACUGAUGCAUCAUGGGUAGAUCACCUGACUACCAUGCAGAAAAGGAUAGUAGGAUGUUCGCUAUCUCUAAUAUCUGGUAUUCUUUAUGGCUUCAACUUUAUUCCUUGUUUAUGGAUCCAGGAUAAUGUUAAAGGGGCGAGUCAAGAUGGUUUAGACUAUGUGUUUGCACAUUAUUGUGGCAUCUAUGCAACCAGUACAGCCUACUUCCUCAUCUAUUCUGCCUACAUGCAGAACAAACCCCAGUACUCAGAGAGGCUCGUCUUGCCCAGUAUGGUCUGCGGUAUGAUGUGGGCGGUCGCCCAAGCAGGGUGGUUCGUAGCCAACACAAACCUUACCGAAUCGGUGGCCUUUCCCAUCGUGACAACGGGUCCUUCUAUUCUUGCUGCCCUGUGGAGUGUGUUCUACUUCCGAGAGAUACGUGGACUGAGGAAUUACAUCCUUCUUGUCAUUGCCUUUAUUGUAGCUACAGCUGGUGUUGUGUGCACUGCCCUAUCUAAAGUAUGAAUGGUGCCAGCACGUUUCCCUGGGGUACUCCCAGACUUCAAGGAAGUAAAUUAAAAUUUGCUGUAACUUCUGAAAAGGAUCAAUUAACUCGGCCAUUGACUUGCUUUGUUUGAAAUAUUAUUUCAAUGAAUGGAAAAAACAAAUAAGUUUACUGCCAUUUUUACCUCAUUUUCAUUUAACAAGUACAUUUACCUGUAAUGAGAAAUGAAAGAGAAAUUGAUGUGAUAUUAUGCUCAUUUUGUAACAGCUAGAAUUUAUACUGCAUAAAUUCAUUACAGAAUUAGGAAUUAUUUGUGAGGGAAACUUGUGUCACAAUAUUUUUGUGUGAAAAUCUGAAAUAUCAAAUUAUCAUAUUGGAUUAUUCUAUUUUGUGAUCUUUAUGAUGAUAUAUUUUUCUAUUUUUGUAUUAAAAUAAAACUAAAUGUAAUUAUUUGCAUUGUUUUUGUUGUGGUAAAAUUCUCAGGGUGGAUGAAUAUAUUGACCAUUAUUAUAAAUUUUUUGUAGUUUUUGUGUGGUAUCACGUACUGUGAUUGCAUUUGUGCCAAAUUUAAUAUAUGACAUGUUCAAGUAUAUCACACUGGUAAAAUGAUCAGACAAUGAACAUGUAACUACAUACUUUUGAGGAAAACUUAAUGAGUUUGCUACUAUGUAUACAUGUAGGAAGGUAUGUCUUUGAUUUGCUCUUGUAAGUGCUAUGAUUUUAAGAUUCGUCGAACUUGUUGUUUGGUAACCUUUUUUAACACGGCGGGGGAGGGGGGCUGAUUCAGAUCGCGUCGCUCGCUGAAUUUUUACUUUCAAGUCUCGCACAACUUUUAAGACCAAAAUUGCGACCCCCAGAAAUGCGGUUCCGAAAUUAUGCAACAUUUCUUAAGUGCAUGCAGGCCCAAAAUUGUUCAAAAACGUGAAUUUGUGUACAAAUCCAAUGCAAAUGGUGUUUUUAGCCAAAAUUCAUAAAUGUAUUAUUAUUUUUCCUUUCACAAUUCAAAAUCAAUUGAUUCCAUCUUUUUAAUGGUCAAAAUAAAGUCCCUGACAAUUUCCAUUGAAUAAACAAAAAAUAACAAGAGUGUCGCCAAGGCGAGCACAUAAUACGCCCGCCUGUAAAGCGGAAAAUGGAGAUAUCAUUCAAGCAAGAAAAGUGGAAGGUGGCGACUUCACCUUUGACUGUCUGACCUCAAUAUCAAUAGAAUUCCUGAGAUCUAUGCUAGUAUCAUACAAACUAAAUUAUAUGAGCCUAAAGGUUAAGUUAAACUGAAGUUAUCGCAAGGACUGCAGCAGGGUAAGGUGAAAACAUGUCACUGUGACCUUGACCUUUUGACCUCAAAAUCAAUAGGCUUCCUGGGAUCUAUGCUAGUAUCAUACACACUAAAUUAUAUGAGCCUCUAGGUUAAGUUCAACUGAAGUUAUCGCGUUUACAAGGACUGCAGAAGGGUACGAUGAAAAUACGUCACUGUGACCUUGACGUUUGACCUUUUGACCUCAAAAUCAAUAGGCUUCCUGGGAUCCAUGCUAGUAUCAUACAUACCAAAUUAUAUGAGCCUACAGUAGGUUAGGUUCAACUGAAGUUAUCGCGUUUACAAGGACUGCAGAAGGGUACGAUGAAAAUACGUCACUGUGACCUUGACCUUUUGACCUCAAAAUCAAUAGGCUUCCUGGGAUUAAUGCUAGUAUCAUACACACCAAAUUAUAUGAGCCCUAGGUUAUGUUCAACUGAAGUUAUCGCGUUUACAAGGACUGCAGAAGGGUACAAUGAAAAUACGUCACUGUGACCUUGACCUUUUGACCUCAAAAUCAAUAGGCUUCCUGGGAUUAAUGCUAGUAUCAUACACACCAAAUUAUAUGAGCCCUAGGUUAUGUUCAACUGAAGUUAUCGCGUUUACAAGGACUGCAGAAGGGUACGAUGAAAAUUUGUCACUGUGACCUUGACCUUUGACCUCAAAAUCAAUAGACUUCCUGGGAUCCAUGCUAGUAUCAUACAUACCAAAUUAUAUGAGUCUAGGUUAAGUUAAACUGAAGUUAUUGUUUACAAGGAAAAGUUAACGGACGGACGGACACCGAGCGUGAUACCAUAAUACGUCCCGUCGAGACAGGCGUAUAAAAAAACAAAGAAAUACAUUACAAUUGAUCGGAUCCCUAAAAAGAGUCUGUGAACCAAAAAUUAGCAUUUUAGGGGCAUUAGUUAAUUAGAGCAAACUUUUGAUUUUACGUAUAAAUUAGCAUUAUUAAUUAGCUACGAGAUUUUUCACAGAAUUUGACCUUAUAGUUAUGUAGAUUAUGCCAUGGGUAACGUGCAUGCCAAUUUUUGUCGCGAUUGACGACCAAGAUCAUAAGGGGGGAGGGGCCGAUCUCAUCCCCCUAUCUAUUCUGAUAGUUUUAGCCGGGGGGGGGGGGUACUCAGAUUUCAGUCAGAAUGGGUUGUGCUAAUCUCAUCCCCCCCCCCCCCCCGUCUUCUUAGGCGUCGAAAUAGCCGUCUAUUUAGGGUUAAAAGUUAAAAAUCCGCUUUUCAUGUAAAAUCCUCAGAUCGUGC